AUGACAAUCGACAAACACCACGUGGCGACCACUCUGAACUAUUGGGAUGACCCCGGUGAUGGCUCCAAGCCCACGCCAAUUUUCAUCGGCAAGGGCAGAAUCAGCAACAAGCGACCUCACAAGGCUCACGACUUUGUCGUCUCCGACGUGAGCGGAGAGGAGGAUCGAUACACGCUCGACGGUCAGGGGUUCCAGUACUGCCAGCACAAGAGUCGCGAGGAACUGUUCACGGAUGAGCAGCAGAUACGGACCACCUACUACCCGGAGUGCGAGCAGCUCGUCAAGGCCAUCACGGGCGCACGACAAGUGCACAUCUUCAACCACAAGGUGCGUCGAGGCCCGACGCAAUGGCACCAUUUGGGUCUGCACAACCUGGCCAACCGCGGGCCAGUCACCAGGACGCACGUCGAUCAGUCGUACGAGGGUGCUGAGCGACGGCUGCGUUGGGAGCUUCCCGAUGAAGCAGACGAUGUGAUCAAGAAGCGGUACCAAAUCAUCAACGUGUGGCGGCCGAUCCGACCCAUCCUCAAGGACCCCAUUGCGGUGGCCGACUCGAGCUCCGUGCCCGACGCGGACCUGGUGGGCGCUGAGAUGACAGAAGACGGCUUUGUGGGCGAGUCGUGGGUCGUCCGCCACAGCCCAGGGCACAGGUGGUACUACAAGCACGGCAUGACGCCCGAGGACGUGCUUCUCAUCAAGUGUUUCGACUCGGACGAGACCGUGGCUCGUCGGGCCCUGCACUCUGCGUUUGAGGACCCCGCAUACAGAGACUGCGAGUCUCGACAGAGCAUCGAGGUGCGAUGUCUGGUGUGCUACUAG
Messenger RNA from Purpureocillium lilacinum, 819 nucleotides. RefSeq lists its product as uncharacterized. NCBI's taxonomy places the organism in Eukaryota, Fungi, Ascomycota, Sordariomycetes, Hypocreales, Ophiocordycipitaceae. Gene Ontology annotation, molecular function: oxidoreductase activity. The record is from RefSeq and is a predicted model, not a curated record.